AUGGCUAUGCGAGCGGCCGCGCACCGCCUGCAUUCGGUCCCAAAAUCCCGUUCAGUGUUUACCGCGCAUUCAUUCAGUACGACAGCGCGAGUAUCUAGCUUGCCUAAAAACGAGAAAGCCCGUAUUCAGAAUGAAUCCCUCCUCCCCACACCCGACCCUGGCCCUGACUCCUCCACCGCCGCCUUUCUCAAACAACGAACCCCAUACAUGGUCCCAACCUACGUCCGCCCCAUGCCCAUGUUCGUCAAGGGCCAGGGCUGCUAUCUCUGGGACAUGGAGAACCGUCGCUUCCUCGACCUGACGGCGGGCAUCGCAGUCAACUCGCUAGGCCAUUGUGACCCGGAAAUCGCCAAACUCAUCGCUGAGCAAGCCGAAACUCUCAUCCAUGCAUCAAACCUCUACCACAACCCCUGGACAGGCGCCCUCAGCAAGCUCCUCGUCGAAACAACCGUGCAAUCCGGUGCAAUGCGCGACGCAGCGCAGGUCUUCAUCGCCAACUCCGGCACCGAAGCCAACGAGGCAGCCAUCAAAUUCGCGCGCAAGGUGGGCAAAACCCUCGACUCGUCUGGCGCAAAACACGAAGUUGUGUCCUUUCACAAUUCCUUCCAUGGACGAACCAUAGGCGCGUUGUCCGCUACGCCAAACCCUAAAUAUCAAACUCCCUUUGCCCCUAUGGUCCCGGGGUUCAGGUACGGCACAUACAACGACAUUGAGCAGCUGCAAACGCUCAUCACGGACAAAACCUGCGGUGUAAUCGUAGAGCCGAUCCAGGGCGAAGGCGGCGUGAAUGUCGCAACACCAGAAUUCCUGCUCGCCCUGCGCGAGCGCUGUGAUCAGGUCGGCGCGGUACUCAUCUACGACGAGAUCCAAUGCGGUUUAUCACGCACCGGCACGUUCUGGGCCCACGCCCACCCAUCCCUCUCCCCCCCCAGUACCUCUACCAAACCCGCCGCGCACCCCGAUAUCCUCACCACCGCCAAAGCCCUCGGCAACGGCGUCCCAAUCAGCGCAACAAUCCUAACCCGCAAUGUGGCCUCCGCGAUAGCGACUGGCGACCACGGCACAACAUUCGGCGGGAACCCGCUCGUGUGCCGCGUAGCACACCACAUCGUGUCCCGGCUCGCUUCAUCUGAACUACAAAACGGCGUUGAGCUGAAAUCAUCCCUCUUCACAACCGGCUUCCACUCACUAAAAGAACAAUUCCCUGACGUAAUAUCUGAGAUUCGUGGGUUGGGCUUGAUAUUGGGCGUGCAGCUGCAUGCGAACUUUGUGCCUAAGGCGGCGGAGAUUCUGACCGCGGCGAGACAGCGUGGUCUGCUGGUUAUUACGGCUGGUGAAGGUUGUUUGAGGUUUGUGCCGCCGUUGACGAUUACGGAGGAGCAGAUUCGUACGAGUUUGGGGAUUUUGGAGGAGAGUUUUCGGGCUGUGUUGAAUAAUUAG
Molecule: messenger RNA, 1440 nt
Organism: Talaromyces proteolyticus
Lineage: Eukaryota; Fungi; Ascomycota; Eurotiomycetes; Eurotiales; Trichocomaceae
Product: acetylornithine aminotransferase
Exons: 2
Coding region: 1-1440 (479 amino acids)
Biological process (GO): arginine metabolic process
Cellular component (GO): mitochondrial matrix
Molecular function (GO): identical protein binding; transaminase activity; pyridoxal phosphate binding
Source: RefSeq, a predicted model, not a curated record